Serendipita indica DSM 11827 is the source of this 4248-nucleotide messenger RNA. The record is from the annotation of a GenBank genome assembly. NCBI's taxonomy places the organism in Eukaryota, Fungi, Basidiomycota, Agaricomycetes, Sebacinales, Serendipitaceae.
AUGCUGUCUGGCGUCAACGGUGGUCCACAGGGCCUCUCCCAUGCGCAUAUCCCUGCCUAUCUCGUCGACGUUGCGCCCAGCAGUGAGCACGCGUCUGAACUCGACGCAGACGCGGACGAUGUCGACGAGCCGAUGAACUAUACGCCCUCUCCACUACCCCCCGUCGUCUCCAGAGGCGAGAAAAUUGACUACCAGGCCCUCGAUCCUGUCCUCUAUGGUCUCCGCCGCUCGAACUCUCCACUCGAAGAAAGCUCAGAUGAAGCGGAUAACGAAGACGAAGAUGGCGACUACCACCAGGACAAGUCGGCCAAACGCAAACGCAGCAGUGGCAAUCGUCGCAAGGAAUCCACUCCAGCCACCGACUCUGACUCUGCCUCUGAUUUCGAGAGUGAGACGCCGGCCAAGAAGAAGAAGAAGAGAUUCCACGACAGCAAUGGGAUGGACGACUUUCGUUUCACGUCUCGAGGUGGAAAACUCCCCAAUUAUUACGAAAAUGACGACGACGCAUCCAUGGACGAGGACAGUGACACGGCCGGAGACGACAUGGCCGUAGAAUCGGCGCAGCCCACGGAACAAGUUCACGAGAUUGAAAUGGUACUCGACCAUCAUCGUGAUGAUGAGCGAAAGCACGAUCCCGUCGACAAUUUCCAGUCAAACAUGCGCUUCCACAUUAAAUGGAAAGGCUACUCGCAUCUUCACAAUACCGACGAGCUUUAUGACUUUCUCAAGCAAUACAAGGGCAUCAAGCGCGUGGACAAUUACAUCAAAGCCCAGCAGGCAAUGCUCCGCGAGGUGAACAUGGGCGACCUCGAAGAAGUCGAGAGCUACAAAAUCUACCGCGAGCGACAAAAAGAAGCACUUGAAAAGCUCAAGGUUGUCGAACGUGUCAUCGCCGAGCGCACCCGACCAGACGAAAUCGAUAGCUCAAAGCAAGUACCAGAAUACUUUUGCAAGUGGUACAACCAAGGAUAUGAUGCCGCCACGUGGGAGAAGCUCGACGACAUUAAAAGUAUCGCUCGCGAGCAGAUUGAGAGCUUCCGCAAACGCGAAACCAACGAGCUCUAUCCCUACCGCUCACGCAACUAUCCAGUGCACGGUCGACCGAAAUGGACAAAAAUCACACAGGAUCCGGACUAUAUUGCCAGGACGGGCGGCGAGCUGAAGGAUUUCCAGCUCACCGGUCUCAACUGGCUUGCUUUCCUCUGGCAUCACGGUGACAAUGGCGUACUUGCAGACGAAAUGGGUCUAGGAAAGACGGUUCAAACCGUUGCAUUCCUCAGCUACCUCUUCCAUGCGCAGCAGCAGUAUGGUCCAUUCCUCGUCGUCGUCCCGCUCAGUACCAUCACCGCAUGGCAAUCCCAGUUUGCAUACUGGGCUCCCGAUCUCAAUGUCGUCUGUUACAUGGGUAGCGCCCCUGCUCGUGAAGUCAUUCGCGAAUACGAGUUUGGAGCAAAUUUUCCGAAGCGAAUCAAGGCCAACGUCGUGCUGACCACGUACGAAAUGGUCCUCAAGGACGCGGUGGAGAUGCAGGCGAUUAGAUGGCAGUGCAUUGCGGUCGAUGAGGCGCAUCGACUCAAAAACUCGGAGAGCCAGCUCUACCAAGCCUUGACCGGUUGUUCGGCAGCAAGCAAGCUACUCAUCACGGGCACCCCGCUUCAAAACAAUGUCAAGGAACUAUUGGCACUGAUGCACUUCCUCAUGCCGGACAAGUUUUCGCUUGCGUCCAACUUUGAGCUUAACGACCCCGAUCAAGAGAGCAAGAUCAAGGAGCUGCACAAAGACUUGGAAAAGUAUAUGCUUCGCCGAAUGAAGGCCGAGGUCAUCAAGAGUUUGCCGACCAAAACGGAGCGAAUCCUUCGUGUCGAGUUGUCGGCAACCCAAGCAAAUCUGUACAAGAAUAUUCUUACCAGGAAUUUUGCGGCUCUCGCCAAGGGCGGAACUACAAAUAUCUCUUUAUUGAACAUUGCCAUGGAGUGUAAAAAGGCUGCAAAUCACCCAUUCCUCUUCGAAGGCGUGGAACAACCCGCAGAAAACAAGGAAGAGGCGUUCAAGAACCUGUUGAUGAGCAGCGGCAAACUUGUCCUUCUUGACAAACUUUUGGCUCGACUCAAGGCAGACGGCCAUCGCGUCCUAAUUUUCAGCCAAAUGGUUCGAAUGCUCAACAUCCUCUCAGACUACAUGGCUCUGCGAGGCUACAUCUUCCAACGCCUUGAUGGAAAUGUCUCUUCGGAUAUGCGCAAAAAGUCGAUUGAGCAUUUCAACGCGCCUGGAAGUCCCGAUUUUGCUUUCCUUCUCAGUACUCGUGCGGGCGGGCUGGGUAUCAAUUUGGAGACGGCUGAUACUGUCAUCAUUUACGAUAGCGACUGGAAUCCCCAAAACGAUUUGCAGGCCAUGGCGCGAGCACAUCGUAUUGGGCAAAAGGCGCACGUCAACGUGUAUCGACUCGUGUCCAAAGAUACGAUGGAAGAGGACAUCCUCGAGCGAGCCAAGAAAAAGAUGGUCUUGGAAUAUGCAAUCAUCAACCAAAUGGAUACCUCGCAUAAUCAUUUGAGUGGAUCCAAGACGCAAAAGGCAGAGAAACCCUCCAACCAAGAGCUCAGCGCUAUUCUUAAAUAUGGUGCUCAAAACAUGUUCAAGCAGGAUGACAAGGAGCUCAACAAGCGUCUGGACGAGCUAGAUCUCGACGAUAUCCUCAGUCGCGCAGAGAAGCACGACACUGUGGCAACGGACCCAGCCGGCUCAUCUCUCGGUGGCGAAAGCUUCCUUCAGCAAUUUGCCGAAGUGACGGAUGUCAAGAACGAUAUCAACUGGGACGAGAUUAUUCCACUCGAGGAACGAGAGCGAGUUGCAAUCGAAGACGAGCAAAGGGCUGCUCUCGAGUAUGCGGCUCAGCAAGCUCAAGGGCGAAAGCGCGCUGCAGCAGCCAUCUCCUACGAAGGCAUGGACAUCAUGGAUCCCUCGGUCGCAACUGCAGGAGAUAAGAAGAAGCCCCAAAAGCAGGCGCAAGCACCGAGUCAAGCGCGCAAGUCCGCCGGCGCAAAAGCGAUGGAACUCAAAGACCGUGAUAUUCGCGUGCUUGCGAGAUCUUUGCAGCGAUGGGGAGAUAUUCGAAGACGCUAUGAUGUUAUCGUUCGAGACGCCAGGCUAGAGAAUAAGAACCAGGCAGUCAUCUACGAUACCGCAGACGCGUUGGUAGAAGAAUGCGAAGCUGCCGUCAAAGAGCAUAAGGAUGAUGUUCGGGACCGUAUUGCUAGGGGUCAGACAUUGACACCGGCCCAGAAGAGCAAGGCGAUCCUUGUCAACUUCCGUGGUGUGAGUGGGCUCAACGCAGAGACGAUAGUCUCUCGCGUGCAUGAACUCACCGUGCUUUGUGAUCAUUUGGAGAGACUCGACGACAAGUACUCGUGGGUCAUGCCCGUCGAGAACAUUCGACCUACGCUCAACUGGACGAGCAAAUGGGGACCCCAUGAAGAUGCAAUGCUUCUGGUCGGUGCAUACCUUCAUGGCUUUGGCAACUGGGAGCAAAUGAUCGGCGAUCCUAAACUCGGAUUGGCCGACAAGGUCUUUUUGGAAGAAGGAAAAAAGACCACGGAUGAUGGUGGUGGUACUGGUGGUGGUGGUGGUGGCUCGAAUACCAGCAAACCAAUUCCCAAUGCUAUCCAUCUCGUUCGCCGUGGAGACUAUCUGCUGGGCUUACUUCGUGAGCAGCAGGAGAAGAUUCGCGAGUAUGAACAGUCUCUCAAGCGUACGAGCUCUGCAAAGUCUCAUUCGCAUACUCCGGCGCCUGCAUCCGCCAAUGGCUCCAUCAAACGCAGUCGCGAGGAUCGAGAAGAAGCUGGAUCGGCAAAGAAGAAGAAGCGACCAACGACUCCUACGUUUACCGACUCGGAGGACGACUAUCCCGAGUCGAUGGACGAGGCGGUUGUCAAAGAGGAGCUUCGACCGGUCAAGACAUACCUCAAGCUGAUCAAGGACACGAAGCAACAGUCGAGAGACGAAAAGGUCCAAGUUCUCAAGACAUCGCUGAGUGCCAUUGGAGAACGCAUUGAUGAAGUUGUGAAGCACCGAGUUGCGAAUGGCGAGAGUGAGGAGCGGUGGCGCAGGCAUCUCUGGUGCUUUGUGACACUUUUCUGGCCACUCAAGGUUCAACAUACAAAAUUACAGGCGAUUCACGCCAAGCUGGUCAAGUCGAAUGCGUCCAGCGGCGCGCCCAAUUCCACCAAUUCUCCUGCUGCAGUCCGACGAUAA